GGCCCGGGGCUGGGACCCGCGGCCGCCUCCGCCGCCUCCUACGCGUCGGGAGCAGCCGCGGCCGCAGCCGGAGCAGGGGCCACAGUCGCGGCCCGAGUGGCGAAGGCGCGUGUGAGUUGCCGGGAGUCGCCGGUGCCGGAACACCUCGAACUGUGGGCGGGAGCUCUUCAGGUGGGCUGAGCCGCCGUCGCCCCUCCGCACCGCGCCCCCCAGGCCCAGACGACGGGGCUGGGAUCUCCCCAGGCGCUGGACUGGCUUCUCUCAGGCAGAGCCCUCCGAGCCGGGCUCUGGGUCUUCCUCGGUUUUGGUUUUCCUUCAAACUCAGGACGGAGGCCGGAGGCCAGUGAACUGCCCGGACCCAGCAUUUCCUUGUCGCCCAGGCUGUAGCAACUGGGAGCCCCCUUCUGCUGCCACCUCUCCAGCUAGGGAAGGGACUAGCGCGUUCCCACUGUCUCGUACUGUGCCCUCCCCCUCCCGUUCAAGGACGAGUUUCUUUUCCCUCUCCAUUAGAAAUCCUGUCCCGGACGUCCAAAACAUCCAUCUGAGUGUCCUUUCCCCAGCUUCUGGAGCAGCCCUUAAAAACAUUGUCUACUUAUCAGGGCCUAGAAUCGCUUGUUCUUGACUUGGCUUUUUAUCUCCUUUGAGAGACAGAAGUCCCCUUAUCACCCUCUUAACUGACAAUACCCAGGACCUUAUUCUUUUGGAUCACCAGCCCCCUGGCCAUAUCCGUGUGACUUUUCCAACCCAUCUGAGUUCCAGUUUCCACUGGGCUCCAGUCUCCAGCUCCCAGCGGAUCUGGUCAGUCCCACCCCUGGGUGGGAGUGACCAGGGGGCUCUGGCCCAGGAUCCCCCACCCUGGAAGGUAGCUCCAAGGUAACAAGAAAUUUGCGCUUUGAGUACAACCCUGGCAGCUCAGGAGUGGGUGCUCCACUCACCCCACACAAGAAGAUGAAAAAGCGCAAAGAGCUCAAUGCAUUGAUUGGCUUAUCUGGGGACAGCCGGAGAAAGAAGCGCAAGAAAGGCACAGGCCACCGACUGCUUCGCACUGAGCCUCCGGACACAGACUCUGAGUCCAGUUCCGAGGAGGAAGAGGAAUUCGGUUUAGUUGGAAAUCGCUCUUGCUUUGUCAAGGGAGACUAUUCACGAUGCUGCAAGAUCUGUUAUCCCCUCUGUGCGUUUGUCAUCCUUGCCGCCUGUGUCGUGGCCUGCGUUGGCUUGGUGUGGAUGCAAGUUGCUCUGAAGGAGGAUCUGGAUGCCCUCAAGGAAAAAUUUAGAACAAUGGAAUCUAAUCAGAAAAGUUCAUUCCAAGAAAUCCCCAAACUUAAUGAAGAACUACUCAGCAAACAAAGAGAACUUGAGAAGAUUGAAUCUGGAGAGCUGGGCUUGAACAUGGUCUGGAUGAACAUCACAGAAAUGAAUAAGCAGAUUUCUCUGUUGAAUUCUGCAGUAAACCAUCUCAAAGCCAGUGUUAAAUCAGCAGCAGACUUAAUUAGCCUGCCUGCCACUGUGGAGGGACUUCAGAAGAGUGUAGCUUUCAUUGGCAAUACUUUAAACAGUGUCCAUCUUGCUAUAGAGGCAAUACGGAAAACUGUGGAUGAACACAAAAAAGCCAUGGAAUUACUACAGAGUAAUAUGAAUCAGCACUCUUUGAAGGAAACCAGUAGAAUCAACCAGAUUAUUCCAUCACCUUCAGCCCCAUCAGCACUUGACAAUAAAACCCACAGUGAGAAUGUGAAACAGGAUAUCCUGUACCUUCACAACUCUUUAGAGGAGGUAAACAGUGCCCUAAUGGCCCUGAGACAGAGUGAUCUUAAACUGGAGGGGAGGAAUGAGACAGUCAGUAUUCUUACCCAGAGAGUCAAAUUGGUAGAAAGAGAUCUGGUUGCUAUGAGCAAGGUAGAAAAGCAAGCAAACCUGUCCUUCAGCAUGAAAGGUGAAAGAGCUACCACUCUGAAAAGAGAGUCUUUGCAUCAGGUGACCAGCAGAACAGAUACAGUAAAAAUCCAAAGCAUAAAGAAAGAAGAUAGUUCGGAUUCUCAGGUAUCCAAGCUAAGAGAGAAACUACAGCUGGUCACUGCUCUCACCGACAAACCUGAGAGCAACAGGCCUCCAGAGACCACCCAUGCAGAUUCUCAGGUAUCCAAGCUAAGAGAGAAACUACAGCUGGUCACUGCUCUCACCAACAAACCUGAGAGCAACAGGCCUCCAGAGACCACCCAUGAAGAGCAAGUACAGAGUUUUACAUCAAAGCCAUCAGCAUUGCCAGAAUUGCCACAGUUUGUCAUACACCAGACUGAGAAAGCUGUCCAGCUAAGAUCUGUCUCCCUACCAGGAAUUUCUAGCAUCAAAGAUCUUCAGGAUUUAUUCCACAAGACUGGCCAGAACAUGGAUGAGAAGCUGACCUACCAGGAAAUUAAGAACUCCUUAGGUUCUGCUAUACCAGCACCAGAGAGUUUGAGAGUGUUUGAUGCUGAUGGAGAUGGAAGAUACUCAUUCCUGGAGCUAAGAGUAGCUGUAGGUGUCUAGCCUCAUUGGGCAUAUUUAGAAACGGAUAUAUAUCCUGGGCUACCUGAUAUCUACUCACCUAACAAAAAAAACCCUUCUAUUUACCUGUCAGUUUUCCAAACUAUUGUAACAGACACAUUGCCACCUUUUAACUUGUUUGAAAAAGCUAUAUAAAAGUUAUUUUUUUAAAAAGAAGAUCAGAAAUCUAUGAUUUCCUGAAACCAGUAAGAUCUUAAUUCUAAAAUUGCCAGAAUAAAAGUCAAGCCCCCUUUUUUUCUCUUUUCCUUUUUUGAGGGAAGGAGACCUUUUAAAACUGGAAAAUGUGUAUAUAGUGAGAAUAAGCCACCUUUUAUAUUUUGCAUAAAUUUGCCUUAAAUUAACUGCACUUUAUACAGACUCAGAAAAUGUCUUUCCUUUAAAGAUAGACUUUUUCUGUUUGUAAAUAUUUGAAAUGAGAGAGUUCUGCAUAUUUUGUGGGAAGUAGGAGGAAUGGUGUGAAAUAGGAUGUGAACAAAUGACUUAUUAAAAGUCGCUAAUUUGAUCUGGUGGCGGCUGAAACAAGGUCCAUGUCUCCUUCAGGCAUCUCUUUUAGGUGCUGCCAUGGGGUUUGGUCUGGUGGCCAGAGGAAUAUAUUUAGGGAGUAGACACUGGGGACAGCGUAGCCUCCAGGCUCAGGAAAGUAAGAUUUGGCUCUUUGUUUCUGUCCCCUUAGCUAAUCCCAACCUGUGAACCAGAGAAGUUUUCUUGGGCAUUUUUAUUAUUUUCUAUUCUAUUUCAGGGUUUAUGAAUAUAAAGUUAUGAAUAUAAAGUGGGGAGCUACAUUUUUCUCCCGGAGUGAGCAGGAUUCACAUGCGUGCGCGUGAGCACACGUCUAAAAGCUGUGGCUGACUUCCACCUCCGAUAUUACAUCCAUUCUGAAUGGCAGGGCUGAAGUCCCUUGGCCACUGUCUCAGCCUAGCUGCCCAGGAGCUUUAAGGGAGAGCUAUACCUCUAAUUCUGACCUAGGAAACUGAGAUUUUACGUGGGCACUAACCAAGAACCUAAUAUGUUCCUCUGGGGGCUAAAGCCAAAUAGGUUGUGAACAUACUGGGUUUCUUCAUAAUUAUCAGGUCAGAAGCAGCAGGAAGCUUUAUGUCCAGAAAAUGCCGAACAGUAGCAAACAGGCCUGGAACAUUGGGCUUCACGUGAUGGUAGCAAGUGUUUUCAAAUCUAAUACAAGCAAGUGUAAUACUUUCCCCUUGAAACACUCUGUAGCCUGGUACUAAAGGACCGUGGACUGGAAGGAGUUUUACCUCCAUGUCACCUGUGUGUGCUGCAUUGUUCUUAGAAGGAAUCUUUGAACAACACAAAAGGAAAAAACUUUGCAAAACUUAACUGUGCUGUAGGCCAAGUCAGGGAGAAACUAGAGAAGCUUUCGUGGACUAACUUCUUUAGUGGAGCUCAUUUCCACUUUAAUUUUUUCCACUUUAACUUUGUACAAGUUGCCCAGUUAGCCAUAGAUGCAGCCAAACAUCCUUAACUAUUUAAGGGCUGGUUUUGUUUUGGUAUUUUCUUUAUAUGAUAUUUAGCUUGGUGUAGGCUAACCUUGAUUUUUUUUUUUUUUUUUUUUUUAGAAAUGUUAAAAGUUAGUUAAAGCAAGGUGAAGUUUUUUCCCAUGAAUGUGUCUGCUUAUCACAUAUGGCUUAUGCUUUUCUCUCUUUAAAAAUAUUUUUUUCUUGCCCAUCCAAGCUAUUUCACUUUCUUGGAAAGGUUAAAAUAUAGUAAAUAAUUAGCCUGGCACUUUAGAUAACUUGAAGAUUACUCUUCGGGCUACCUUCCAUGCCCCCUCCCUUUUUUAAUAUAUGAACCCUGACGGAUUUUGUAACAACCAAAUAACAUUCUAGCAAUAAAUUGAAUUAUACUGCUAUAUUUGUAUAUAAUGUACCAUAAAUAGUAUGUCUGUACCUGGAAGGUAUUUUUUUGAGAACUGAUUUAUAUGAAAUAUACUUGAGGGUAAUGUAGCUUGUCCUUUUUAGUUUCAAAUUCUUAUUCAUAGGCAGAUACUUUGAGGACGCCUUAACUCUUUGUUGUAUGUACUUUUCUUUUGCAUCGGAUAGCUAUCCGUGGAGGAGUCAUUUUGUUUUUUAGUUUAUCAUCUGUUCUUACCUCAGGUGUGUCUGGCUAGCAUCAUCCCUGAGCCAGGAUUAUAGUACCAUCCUCCCCCCCGUCCAGUUUGGCAGAGGUGUCCCUGCUAUACUCUCAGAUUUGUGAAUACCCUUGUCACACAGCCUGAGGAAGUGCCCUGUCUCCCAGGCAGAACUAGGGCAUCUUGAAUCCUUUUCAUUGGCCUAAGAAGAGCCUCAGAAGCCUAUUGUUCAGUGUUAAUUUGGGAUUUUUAUUUGUAAAUUGUCUUAACUCUAAUCAGGCCUCACCUGCCACAUCUCAGCCCUGACAGGGAGGUCAAUAGUAGUGGUGAGUUUGGUUUUGGUUUCGUAUACUUUGCCCUUUUCACUCUGGCAGCUCCUGCUGCUGUUUUCCCAAGUUACCCAAAGCAGUGCUGCUUGGUCCUUUUUUUCUUUUGUCUUGUACUGUCUGGUACAAUGUUUACUUAAAGGGCAAAAGGGUUUUGUAGGAAGAAAACCAAAAGAAGAGAGAACCAGCUUGGGCAUGACUGUGGUGUUGUCUUAAGGGCAGAGAGGGGCCUGGCAGUUAGGAAUGUGUCACAAACAGUAAAGCUAAAGAACGGACACUCUUCACCUACUGGCUCCUGUCCCUCCCAUUGGCGUUUCCUCACUUAUGUUGCUGGACAGGACACUCAGUGUCCCCGCUGGUCUUGCUGGUCACAGUUAAAGAUUCUGACUGUGAUGGGCUCAUACUCGUAAUGGCCUGCUGUUGAGUUGUUUUUAGUGACAGCUUUCGUUUGCUACACACCUCAUUGGCUUGCUUCCCAACACCAGCAAGAUGCGGUCCCUCCUUUCAUAUCCAAACCAGAACACAUUUGGGAAUUCCUGAGACUUUAUAGAGCAUGUAUUGUAUGUUAUAUGAACCUAACCUACCUUGUUGUUUUCUCACAUUAAGAAAUGUCAAUCAACUUUGCUUUAGUGGAGCUAUUUUGGUAAUGUAUAAGCAGUUUUGGUUCUGUUUGGAGAGUGAUUUCAAGGUUUCCAUGGCGAUUUGAACUUUGCUUAUUUCGUAUCAGUAAUACAACCAUCUUAAUUUAUCUCAAUAAAACAUUUCCUUUUUCUCCCACUGUGUCUAUGACUAAAGGCCCUCCCAACCCUGAUUACUAAGUAAAAAUAAAUAUAUAUAUGUAUGUA
Molecule: messenger RNA, 5801 nt
Organism: Miniopterus natalensis
Lineage: Eukaryota; Metazoa; Chordata; Mammalia; Chiroptera; Miniopteridae
Source: RefSeq, a predicted model, not a curated record